CGCACUCUGACUGAAGGAAGACAGGUCAGAAACCCAAACACACGGCAAUAACUAGAGACCCUUCAUUGUCACCACCAGCAUGGCACUGGCUGAGCUGUACACCCAGUAUAAUAGGGUUUGGAUCCCUGACCCUGAUGAGGUGUGGAAGUCUGCAGAAAUAACCAAAGACUUCAAGAUUGGUGACAACGUGCUUCAGUUACGAUUGGAAGAUGGAACCGACCUGAAAUAUCCAGUAGAUCCUGGAAAACUGAUUCUACCCCCUCUUAGAAAUCCAGAUAUCCUUGUAGGUGAAAAUGACCUGACUGCUCUCAGCUAUUUGCAUGAACCGGCUGUUCUGCACAAUCUCAAAGUUCGGUUCAUGGAGUCAAAACUUAUCUACACCUAUAGCGGAAUUAUUUUGGUUGCAAUCAAUCCAUAUAAGGAGUUACCAAUAUAUGGAGAUGCUAUUAUACAUGCAUAUAGCGGGCAAAAUAUGGGUGAUAUGGAUCCACAUAUCUUUGCUGUUGCUGAAGAAGCCUACAAACAAAUGGCCAGGAACAAUAAAAAUCAGUCUAUCAUUGUGAGUGGGGAAUCUGGGGCAGGAAAGACAGUAUCUGCUCGGUAUGGCAUGAGGUACUUUGCUACAGUCAGUAAAUCAAGCAGCAGAGCAAAUGUGGAAGACAAAGUUCUUGCAUCCAAUCCAAUAACAGAGGCCAUUGGAAAUGCAAAAACAACUCGGAAUGAUAACAGCAGCAGAUUUGGAAAGUAUACAGAAAUCAGUUUUGAUAGAAGAUAUCAAAUUAUUGGCGCAAACCUGAGAACGUACCUUCUGGAGAAAUCGAGGGUAGUGUUUCAAUCAGAAAAUGAGAGAAAUUACCACAUAUUUUACCAGCUUUGUGCAUCUGCCUCACGGCCAGAAUUCAAGCAUCUUCAUUUAAUGAGUGCAGAGGACUUUAACUACACAAGAAUGGGCGGCAACACAAUUAUUGAAGGAGUCAAUGACAGAAAAGAUAUGAUAGAUACCCAAAAAACAUUUGCUUUACUAGGUUUCACUGCUGACUUUCAAAUGGAUGUUUUUAAAGUCCUAGCAGCCAUUCUGCAUUUAGGAAAUGUACAGAUCAACCGAGUCAGUGAUGACAAGUCCUCUGUCAACAAAAGGGACAAACACUUGCAUAUCUUUUGUGAGCUUCUGAGUCUAGACACUGAAAAAAUGGCCAUGUGGUUAUGCAAUCGAAGAAUCAUGACCACUUCUGACACUGUCAUAAAACCAAUGACAAAGCUUCAAGCUAACAAUGCCCGAGAUGCUUUAGCUAAAAAAAUAUACUCAAAUCUUUUUGAUUUUGUUAUUGACAAAAUCAAUAAAGCAUUACAAUUCCCAGGGAAACAGCACACAUUUAUUGGAGUACUUGAUAUUUAUGGAUUUGAAACAUUUGAAAUCAAUAGUUUCGAACAAUUCUGUAUCAAUUAUGCAAAUGAAAAGCUGCAACAACAGUUCAACUUGCAUGUUUUCAAGCUGGAACAAGAAGAAUAUAUGAAAGAAGAUAUUCCAUGGACUCUCAUAGAUUUUUAUGACAAUCAACCAGUCAUUGACCUGAUUGAAGCAAAAAUGGGAAUUUUAGAGCUUCUAGAUGAAGAAUGUUUGUUACCGCAGGGCACCGAUGAAAACUGGUUACAAAAAUUAUACAAUAACUAUGUCAAUAAGAACCCUUUAUUUGAAAAACCCAGAAUGUCUAACAGAUCCUUCAUUAUCCAGCACUUUGCAGAUAAGGUAGAAUACAAAUGUGAUGGAUUUUUGGAGAAAAACAGAGAUACAGUGUAUGACGUAUUGAUUGACCUGCUAAAAACCAGUAAGUUCCAGUUAUGCGCAAAAUUUUUCCAGGAAAAUACUUCAACCACGUCACCGUUUAGUGCAGGAAUAAAAGUGAAAUCUGCAAAGCCUGUGAUUAAGUAUGGAAACAAGGAGUUUCGAAUCACAGUUGGCUGCAAGUUUCGCAACUCAUUAUCUCUGCUCAUGGAGACACUUAAUGCAACUACCCCUCACUAUGUAAGAUGCAUAAAGCCCAAUGAUGAAAAACUGCCAUUUGAGUUUGACCCCAUAAGAGUGGUGCAGCAGUUGCGCGCAUGUGGUGUUCUGGAAACAAUAAGAAUCAGUGCUCAAAGCUACCCUUCCAGGUGGACAUACAUUGAGUUCUAUGGCCGUUACAGCAUCCUUAUGACCCAACAAGAAUUGUCAUUAAAUGAUAAGAAACAUAUUUGCAAAGUUGUGCUCCAGAGGCUGAUCCAGGACUCCAAUCAAUAUCAGUUUGGCAGAACAAAAAUCUUCUUCAGAGCUGGGCAGGUAGCCUACUUGGAAAAACUGAGAUCUGACAAAUUGAGAAAUGCUUGUAUCAUGAUCCAGAAGAACAUGAGAGGUUGGGUCCAAAGAAAUAAGUUUCGCCGUGCUAGGCAGGCUGCUAUUGUAAUACAACAAUACUUCCGUGGACAGCGUGCUGUCAGACAAGCAUUAAGUGGAAAAGCAUUAAAAUAUGCAUGGGCAGCUAUUAUUAUUCAGAAAUAUUGCAGAGGAUUCCUAGUGAGACGGCUUUACCAGCUAAUCUUGGUUGCUACGGUGACUAUACAAUCAUUCACACGUGGUUACUUGGCACGAAAGAGGUAUAGAAAGAUGCGGGAAGAAAACAAGGCUUUGAUUCUACAGAAAUAUGCUCGAGCAUGGCUAGCAAGACGCAGAUUCCAGAACAUCCGUCGCUUUGUGCUAAACAUUCAACUUUCCUACAGAGUGCAACGUCUACAGAAAAAGCUGGAAGAUCAGAACAAAGAGAACCAUGGGCUAGUGGAAAGACUUACCAGCCUAGCCUCAACUCACUCCCAUGAUGUGGAUAAGCUACACAAACUUGAAUCAGAGCUGGAAAAAACAUAUGUGCAGAAAAAAGCUCAAGAGGAAAAAGGGAGGAAGUACAAAGAUGAAGCCGAACAGAAAAUAUUAAAGUUUCAAGCGAAAAAUACUGAACUUCUUGAACAGAAACAGCAACUAGAAAAACAACUUGAAGGCAAAACCCAAGAAAUGAAAGACAAAAUGGACGAACUCACUAACCAACUGUUUGCUGAUGUGAAAAAAGAAGAGAAUCAUAGAAUAAAAAUUGAGAAGAAUUUUGAAAUCCAGAGACAGGAUUAUGAAAAACUGAUAGAAACUUUGAAAGAGGAAAUCCGAGCUUUGAAAGAGAAGAAUAAGCAGCUGUUGCAACAGAUGGGGGAGCAACAAGAUAUCAGCAACCUAUUAAAGAUCGAGGUAGCUCAACUUUCCAGUCAAGCAAAGAAAAUUCCAGAGUUUCAAAAAGAAAUUGAACUACUUGAGACACAAAGGAAAGACACUGAAAAUGAAAUACAGCUACAGAAACAUGAAAUGAGAGAUAAGAUGGCUGACAUGGCAAAGCAACUCCUCGACAGUUUUGAAGUUGAAGAUGUAAAGAACAGGCUUGCCCAAGAAAAUCUUGAAAACCUAAAUGAAGAUGGGGAGCUUUGGUUCGCAUAUGAAGGCUUGAAGAAAGCAACCAGAAUACUGGAAAAUCAUUUCCAGACUCAGAAAGAGAGCUAUGAAAAGGAAAUUGAAGUGCUAAACUUUAAGGUGGAGCACCUUAAUGAUGAUGUUAAACAUCUGCAAAAGUCUUACAAAGAAGAGAAAGACACAAAUGAGACCUUCAGGCAAGAAGUCAUGAGGUUGACCGCUGAGAACAAGAUCAUACCAUCUCUAAAAGAGAAGAUUACUGAACUUGAGAAGCAAAAUAUGGACCUUCAAGGAACACUUUAUGAACAAACCAUGAACAUGCCAGAAAAGGGAGAAAGAAUAUCUAAUCGUAGAUAUCGAGCUGAAGAGGAAAUAAUACCACAAAAAAUGAGAAGGGACCAAAAUGAUUUACAGGAAAACAGAAAAAAAGAAAAAGAAGAAAUGGGAAGCAAAGUACAAGAUGAGAACGUUCAGCUGAAGGCAAUAAGUGACAUGGACAACAAGGAUUUUGAGGAACAGGUGGAUAUGAAAGACAGACUUAUCAAGAAACUUCAAGAUCAGAUCAAAGCUCUUACAAAGUCCAUUGAAAAAGAUACUGAAAUUAAUGUGCCUGCAGUUUUCAAGGAAUAUUUGGGGAUGCUGGAGUUCUCAAAAGAGGAUGAACUAAAACUUAUUAAUAACCUUAUUUUGGAUCUUAAACCACGUGGUGUUGUCGUUAAUAUGAUCCCUGGUUUACCAGCUCACAUCAUGUUCAUGUGUGUGCGAUAUACAGAUUACAUAAAUGAUGCAGACAGAAUAAAGUCGCUCAUGAAUGCAAACAUUAAUGGUAUUAAAGACGUUAUUAAGGAACAUGCAGAUGACUUUGAAAUCUUGUCAUUUUGGCUUUCUAAUGUGCAUCAUUUUCUCAACUGUUUAAAACAGUACAGCGGAGAAGAGGAGUUCAUGAAGUAUAAUGUCCCACUUCAAAAUAAAAAUUGUUUAAAGAAUUUUGAUCUAUCAGAAUACAGACAAAUAAUCAGUGAUUUGGCUAUCCGAAUCUACCACCAAUUCAUCACUGUCAUGGAAAACAACCUGCAACCAAUGAUUGUGCCGGGCAUGCUGGAAUACGAAAGUCUCCAUGGAAUUUCUGUUGCAAAACCUACAGGAUUCCGUAAACGCUCUUCUAGCAUAGAUGACACAGAUGCAUACACUAUAACCUCAAUCCUCCAACAGCUUAGUUACUUUUAUACCACGAUGUGCCAGCACGGCAUGGAUACUGAGCUGCUAAAGCAAACAGUGAAACAACUCUUCUUCCUUGUUUCAACAGUUACACUCAAUAGCCUCUUCCUACGUAAAGACAUGUGCUCUUGUAGAAAAGGAAUGCAGAUAAGAUGUAAUAUUAGCUACCUGGAAGAAUGGCUACAAGGAAAGAAUCUGCAAGGAUCCACAGCCAAAAAAACAUUAGAGCCCCUUUCUCAAGCUGCCUGGUUAUUACAAGUUAAAAAAAUCACAGACGAAGAUGCCAAAGAAAUAUGUGAACGCUGCACGGCCCUUUCACCCAUGCAGAUUGUCAAAAUUCUGAAUUCCUACACACCUAUUGAUGAUUUUGAAAAGCGGGUGACUCCAUCAUUUGUGCGCAAAGUUCAGUCCAUGCUAAGCAACCGAGAAGAUGGCUCACAAUUAAUGCUGGAUAGCAAAUAUCUCUUUCAAGUUACAUUCCCAUACAGCCCAUCUCCACAUGCACUGGAAAAGAUCCAAAUUCCCAGCAGCCUCAAGCUUGGUUUUCUAACUAGAAUCUAGGAUAAAAAAGUAGGCCGCACAUGGCUUAAUCAGUUUGUUAGAUGAAGGACUCUUCAGGAUUUUAUUUUUGGAAAACGAAUUUGUAAAUGAACUUUUGAAAUCUUGGAAUUAUAUAAAACAACUAUAGUAUCCUCUAAUUUCAUUCAAAUUGCUUAUCAAGUGGAUGAGCCCAGCCCACCAGGCAUUCGCCCUGUAUGCCCUAUGGCCAAUACAGGCCUGCUGCCAAGUGUAAAACAAAAGAAGAAUAUGUAGUACCCAGAGAACAAGAGGAAAACUAAACCUAUUUAGGAUGUUUGUGAACAUUCUAAAUAUAAGUUUAUCCUGGGCAGCAAAAAAAGACUUUGCUUUUAAUUUAACAUUAAACUAAAAAAAGAAACUGCUUUAUUUUAAUAGUAAAGUUUAUUUUUUUGAUUAAUUGUUCCUUUAAGAAUGUUUACCACUUAAUACAACACUUGUAGACCCUCCCUAUUCUCAGAGCAUCCAAGGCUGCUCAUAGGCUAAAUAAAGCAGAAUAUAUCUGCAGGCGAGCUGGUGCCUGGUUAGUUUAUCAUUUUAACAUAAAUCUAGUACUACAUUCAUUUAGUUUAAAAAAAGAAAGAAUGGGUUUGAUACUGAGAGUUUUAUUUCUGUUUUUUUAUUUUAUUACUUUAAUGUCUAUAUCAAACAUACACAAAUUCAGCAGUUAAAUAUGUUCAUAGUAAAUAUUAUGUUUAAAUCAAAACUAGCAGGAAAUGUCAUACCCAGGUAUUUAUUGCUGUUUGUUUAAGAGAGACAAAUCUCACAUCUCUUGUGCCGGUGAAAGGAAACCUAAAGAAGCCUGACAAGUACAAGUAGGUUUAAUCAGUCCAGGAAAAUUAUUUGAGAAAACUGCAAUGCAUUUUAAAUACAAUCUAUUAGAUGGAAAAAGGUUAAAAAAAUAGAACAAUGUCCCUUUAAUAUUCAGGAUAGUCACUUAAAUUAUUAAGCUUUUAUAAAAUACACCCAUACAAAAUAUUUGUGAACAUAUAUUUAUAAAUUGUUAGGAAAUAUCUUGAAAAUGUUAAAAAUUAGGUAUGCAUUAAUAAUACACCAAAUAUUGCUAACUUUGUAACUGUGGCCUAGAUUAAGUGGAGCGCUAAAAUGUUAGUGUUAUUGUGCAUUAUACAUCACUCAAGUGCAAUCUUUACUGCUUCCAUUUUUGCUCUCAAGCCUAAUGUUAUUUUUUAGCACUCGAGCAAUAGUAUUGUGUGUGCUAAUAUCUGCAUGUCAGAUAGCAUGGGUACACUAAUCCCCUCUGAUUAAAGACUUCUUUGGAGACAUGCAGUAAAAUUCAUUUCUAAUAAUAUUCUAGUGCUAAGCCAACGGAGCACAAAAAAAUCUGCCCAAGUAGUAGUAGAGUUCAAAAUUUAUUUCUGGGCUAUACUAUUUCUGUGAAACUUAAAAACACUCCGUGCCUACAUACAUAAAUACAUACCUACACAUACAUGCAUACAUAAAUACACAUUCAUACAUACAUGUAUACAUACAUAAAUAAAUACAUACAUGCAUACAUAAAUACAUACAUACAUACAUACAUAAAUACAUACCUACAUACAUACACAUGCAUGCAUACAUAAAUACACAUUCAUACAUACAUGUAUACAUACAUAAAUAAAUACAUACAUGCAUACAUAAAUACAUACAUGCAUACACAUACAUACAUGUAUACAUACAAAAACACAUGCAUAAAUAAAUGCAUACAUACUUACAUACAGAUACAUACAAACAUGCAUGCUUACAUAUACAUACAUACAUGUAUACAUACAUAAAUACAUACAUACAUACAUGUAUGCAUACUUAAAAACAUGCAUACACAUGCAUAAAUACAUACAUGCAUGCAUGCAUACAUACAUGUAUACAUAAAUACAUGCAUACAUACAUAAAUAAAUAAAUACAUACAUAAAUACAUGCAUACAUACAUAAAUAAAUACAUACAUGCAUACAUAAAUACAUGCAUACAUAAAUACAUGCAUACAUACAUAAAUAAAUAAAUACAUACAUGCAUACAUAAAUAAAUACAUACAUACAAAUACACACAUACACACCCUUUUAAACCAUUCCCAACUCUGCCCCUUAUUAUAUACUAUAUCCCUUUAAUUUUGACACAAAACCCUUUUUCAUUAAUAAACCUUUGUUUCUGUAAGUAUUACAUCAAAUUCAAAAUAACACAUUUUUAUGUGUUUUGUUAUGCAAACUAGCAAGAAAUAAUCGUUUACUUUAGGUCUCAAAAAGCACUAAAGUUGUAUUUUGGAUUACGUUCAAGCACAACACUUAUCUCACCACUUGUAAUGCAAGCUAGUAGCAUGAUCUGCACUAUACAUUAAAAGUUUUGGGUGCAGUAAAAAAGUUUUGGCCAAAUUAAGAUGCUUUGGUUACAGUUUUUUAACCUUUUACUUUUUGCCAGAUUAUGAAUUAUUCCUUACACAAGGAUGAGUGAAAAGUAACGCACCUUGCAUUAAAGGGACACUAAACCCUAACAUUUUCUUUCAUUAUUUCAAUAGAGAAUACAAAUUUAAACAACAUUACAAUUUACUUCUAUUAUUUAUUUUGCUUCAUUAUUUAGAUAUUCUUAGUUGAAGAAAAAGCAAUGCACAUGGGUGAGCCAAUCACACAAGGCUUCUAUGUGCAGGAACCAAUCAGCACCUACUGAGCCUAUCUAGAUAUGCUUUUCAGCAAAGAAUAUCAAGAGAAUAAAACAAAUGAGAUAAUAGAAGUAAACUAGAAAGUUGUUUAAAAUUGCAUACUCUUUCUAAAUCAUGAAAGAAAAAAUGUGGGUUUCAUGUCCCUUUAAUUGUGCUCCACUUGUAAUCUGGGCCAUUAAAAUAUGGAGCUCAAAUUAAAGGUUAUUGAUGUUCUUCUCUUUUAGUUAAUAAAUAUGUUAUACUGCA
This is a messenger RNA of Bombina bombina (fire-bellied toad), 8166 nucleotides long. RefSeq names its product myosin VC (gene MYO5C). The coding region runs from base 80 to 5260 and encodes 1726 amino acids. Gene Ontology annotation, cellular component: actin cytoskeleton; cytoplasm; vesicle. Gene Ontology annotation, molecular function: actin filament binding; ATP binding; microfilament motor activity. Lineage: Eukaryota; Metazoa; Chordata; Amphibia; Anura; Bombinatoridae. The record is from RefSeq and is a predicted model, not a curated record. The transcript is spliced from 41 exons. Gene Ontology annotation, biological process: actin filament organization; vesicle transport along actin filament.